GCGCACGUGCGUUUUGACUGCUUAAUUGCUGUUUUCAUCAAAGGUUAUUUGCCUGUUUAAAGACAAUCUGAAUUCGCCCAUUUUGUUGUUGAUUGCCUUUAAAAGGGAUAACGUUAAGAGUAGGAUACAGUACUUGUUACACUUGUUGAUAAAGUAGUUUGCUGUACCUCUUCCUCCCCCUCCCUUGAGGAAGCGGCGGCCCGCCUCCCUCUCCCUCUGUAGUCAAUUGAGCCCGCUCGGCUAGAUGAGUGACAACCGAAGGAGGACAGAAAGACACGCACCGUGGAUCAGGAUCCGGCCGGAUGAUACCGACUCCCCGCUGAGCAGCACGACCGGCGGCACAACACCCAAGUGGCGAGUAGGGGGGUGGGUGGGGGGUUUAUACGUCAGACUCAAAGAGGUCGGCAUGGAAGGUAGAGGCACCCUAAAGAUGUUCACUCGAAAGAAGAGGGAACUUAUCAAGACACCGUCCAUCUCUAAGAAGAGCCGUACCGGAAGUCCAGGGCCUCCGAAUACGCUGUCCAUCCUUCAGGAGCAGCCCCGGAAAGAUGGCAGCGACCUCGCCUUCUCAUCGCCCACCUCUUCCUCCUCCUCAUCCUCGUCAAUGCUCACCCCGUCCUCAGCCGGGCUCCAGGACCCCUCCCUGUCCUGCCCAGGCACCCCCAGCCCCCAGCACAGUAAGCUGCCGGCGAUGCACGCCAUGGCCGGCCCGUCUCCCAUCGCCACCCUGAGGAGGCCGACCACACUGAGCCGGCACGCCAGCGCAGCAGGUUUCACUCUUCAAUCGUGGGUGUUCACCAAAGGCCAGGCGAAAGGAGCGAUGACCCCCACGCCACCGGCCGACAGUCCCGAGGGUGCCGCCAUUGAGGUGGAAGACAUUCCAGCCCUGCUGAGGGACGUGGCACGCUUCGCAGAGGCAGUGGAGAAGCUAAAGGAUGUGGUGGUGCUGGCGGAAGGUACUGAGAAUCAGCGGCCCAUUGCCCACGAAUGUUUGGGGGAGGUUCUGCGCGUGCUCCGGCAGGUCAUCAACACGUAUCCCUUCCUCAACACUGUGGAAAUCCUAACCGCUGCAGGAAAACUCAUAUCCAAAGUCAAAGGUUUCCACUAUGAGGCGUACAACGACUCGGACAAAAAAGACUUUGAGAAGGCAAUUGAGACCAUCGCAGUCGCUUUUAGCAGCAAUGUGUCUGAGCUGCUGAUGGGUGAGGUGGACAGCAGCACACUGCUGUCACUGCUGCCCACUGAGAAGAGCCGGUCCAUGGAGAACUUGUAUGGCACUUCAAGCCAGGAUAGCGGCCAGCUGGGGAGCAACUCUGAGGACAUUGGCAGCAUCGAAGGAGUGGAUAUGAUACUCCAGCACAGCGAGGGAGGAGUGGAGUCUGCUUUGCACUAUGCCAAAACCAUUUCCAAGUACAUGAAGGAUCUGAUCAGUUAUGUUGAGAAGAGAACCUCAUUGGAGAUGGAGUUCUCCAAAGGUCUUCAGAGAUUAUACCAGUCCUGCAAGCACAGCAUAACACAUCCCCACAUGCCCCUCUUCUCCAUCUACUCUCUGGCCCUGGAACAGGACCAGGAGCUGAGUGUGGGACUCCAGCAGGCCAGUGCCACCUUGCAUAACCAGACCUUCAUCCAGCCGCUAGUGCAGCAAAAGCAGGAGCACGAGAAAAGGCGUAAGGAAAUCAAGGAGCAAUGGAUUCGAGCAAAGAGAAAGCUGAUGGACUGUGAGUCCAACCUACGGAAGGCCAAGCAAACCUACAUGGCCCGCUGCGAGGACUACAAGGCCAAAGCGGCUGCCAGCCGAGCCGAGGAGGAGGGAGCAGGAACCACGGCCAAGUCGCUGGACAAGAAGAAGCGACUGGAGGAAGAGGCUCGCAACAAAGCGGAGGAGGCAGAGGCAACUUACAGGACGUGCAUAGCCGACGCCACCUCUCAGAUGACUGAGCUAGAGCACACCAAGAUCACAGUUCUUAGACAGCUGCAGGACAUCAUCAAACAGAGUGACCAGACGCUGCGUUCGGCAACCAUCUCCUAUUACCAGCUCAUGCACAUGCAGACAGUCGCCCUGCCUGUCUGCUACCAGACUCUAUGCGAGAGCAGUAAGCUGUAUGACCCUGGCCAGCAGUAUGCUGCACAUGUCCGAGACCUGCAGCUGCCUGACCAGCCCGCCGUUUGCUACACCUUCGAGGCCUACACCCCUUCUGGCAUAUCACACCUUGGUCACAGACCACGGAAUGACAGCUUUAACACGGAGCAGACCAGCAAUUCUGAUAGUCCCACCAUCACCGUUGACGCUACGUGUGUGGAGGCAGACGCCCAUCGACAUCCAAGGCAAGGUCACAAGUCAUGGGGUUCAACAGUGAGUGAUGACAGUGUCGUUGGAGACGGCGGCUUGGAGUCUCCCACUGCCAGCACAACCGACAUCAAUAAAAUGGCUCGGACGUCAUCCACUGGGACAAUGUCGUCGAAUGAGGACACGGAUGAGAAAGACGGAAAUGUGGCUUCAUUUGAGACACCAAACAUUAACGGCAUGGACCCAGAUGUAGUGGUUUCCACCAGACCUUUCCGCAACGUUGGCCUGUCCAAAGCCGCCAAAACACACCGUCUGAGGAAGCUGCGGACUCCCGCAAAGUGCCGCGAAUGUGACAGCUAUGUGUACUUCCAGGGGGCCGAGUGUGAGGAGUGCUUCCUGGCGUGUCACAAACGCUGUCUGGAGACUUUGGCCAUCCAGUGCGGACACAAGAAGCUGCAAGGACGUCUACAGCUUUUCGGCAGGGAAUUUGCUUUGGUGGCCAGUUGCGCCAGUGAUGGCAUCCCCUUCAUCAUCACCAAGUGCAUCUCUGAGAUAGAGAGACGGGCACUGAAGAUGAAGGGCAUCUACAGAGUGAACGGGGUCAAAACCCGGGUGGAGAAGCUGUGUCAGGCCUUUGAGAACGGCAAAGAGCUGGUGGAGCUGUCACAGUGUUCUCCACACGACAUCAGCAAUGUGCUCAAGCUUUACCUGCGACAGUUGCCAGAACCCAUCAUGCCUUUCCACAUUUAUAACAGUCUGAUGGGUUUGGCCAAGGAGAGCAUGCACAGUGAUGCAGAACUCGCAGAGACCAGUGGUGGCACACCAGCAGUGAGCAGGGGGUCCCAGCUGGUAGAUCUGGGUCCAGAAACUGAGCCAGAGAUUCUGGUGCUGGUGGACAAACUUAGGGAGCUUCUGAAAGAGCUGCCAAAGGCUAACUUAGCUACUCUGCGAUACCUAAUUCGACAUCUUCGACGAAUCGCAGAGCUGGAGGAGGAGAACAAGAUGAGUCCCAGCAACUUAGGCAUUGUGUUUGGGCCCUCCCUUAUGCGUCCACGUCCCACCGGGGCCACCAUAUCACUGUCCUCUCUGGUGGACUACCCCCACCAGGCCCGCAUUGUGGAGGCACUUAUCGUCUUCUACUUCUCCAUCUUCCAGUCCAAAAGCUCUCCGAGCUUUAAAACCUGCCGAUCUGCUUCCACUUCUUCUCACCUGCAGGCUCAGGCUAGCGAGGACAUGACGAGGAGCUCUGCCGAUGGCGAGGAGGAUGGCGGCCGACUGAGGAAGAGCAAAUCGGAGUCUGACAAAAUGGAUGAAGGAUGUGGCACUUCCUCAGGGUCCAUGGAGUCCAACGAGCAGCUUCCCGACUCAGACUCUGAGUUGGAUGACACUGCUCCGCGAGGCCUGAGUGAACAGGAGGUCCAGCUGAGCGUGGAGGACGACCAACUGAGCUACAGAGACAGCUUAGAUCUUUCCAGCCCCACUGAUCCAGACCAAGAGGCAGAUCAGGACCACGCUGACGACGUACAGCCCCCGCAGCUGCCACACAGCGGGCCCCCAGAUGAGGACACGGGGAAUCCUGAAGGGGAUCUGUGCUCCUCCCUGGCCAAGCUGAACGUGAACCAGUCCAACAAUUACUACUACUGCUCGCCACUCUCGGGGCGCUCGAGAAUCUUACUGGCUCGCUUGUGCGGGAAGAAAUUACCGCUGACAAAAUAUCGAGCCAGCGAGCCUGAAUUUGUCUGAAUCACAAGGUUGUGAUGUCCAAAUUCUCUGUAGUUGUCUGCAGCUUUUAUCAUCUCUAAGCUUUUCCUAAUGCAAUCUUGCUGUGUAACUCAAAUGUACUUAAUUGCCACACAAUAUUUCCAUGCGGAAUAACCUUAAAGUGCUGCUGGUUUUAUUUCAGCACUUUUUUUUAGCCAUUUCAAAUUGUUUCACUGUUAUACAUGU
Dunckerocampus dactyliophorus (ringed pipefish) is the source of this 4234-nucleotide messenger RNA. It is a transcript of the gene arhgap45b, whose product is annotated as Rho GTPase activating protein 45b. The record is from RefSeq and is a predicted model, not a curated record. Bases 245 to 4030 code for a protein of 1261 amino acids. The transcript has 24 exons. Gene Ontology annotation, molecular function: GTPase activator activity. NCBI's taxonomy places the organism in Eukaryota, Metazoa, Chordata, Actinopteri, Syngnathiformes, Syngnathidae. Gene Ontology annotation, cellular component: membrane. Gene Ontology annotation, biological process: activation of GTPase activity; signal transduction.